Molecule: messenger RNA, 4590 nt
Organism: Lynx canadensis (Canada lynx)
Lineage: Eukaryota; Metazoa; Chordata; Mammalia; Carnivora; Felidae
Gene: EPB41L3
Product: erythrocyte membrane protein band 4.1 like 3
Exons: 23
Coding region: 111-3449 (1112 amino acids)
Biological process (GO): cortical actin cytoskeleton organization
Cellular component (GO): plasma membrane; cytoskeleton
Molecular function (GO): actin binding; structural molecule activity
Source: RefSeq, a predicted model, not a curated record
GCUUCCUCCCCACGCCCGAUCCUUCUGCGCACAGCCGGGAGGACGCGAGCCCGAGCCUCGUCCCCACGCCGCGGCGCGCGGGCUCCCUGCCCAGCCGAGAACAAUCAACCAUGACGACCGAAUCCGGCUCAGACUCAGAAUCCAAGCCAGAGCAGGAGGCCGAGCCCCAGGAGGCAGCGGGGGCGCAGGGGCAAGCCGGGGCGCAGCAGCGGGGGCCUGAGCCCAGCGGUGAGGACCAGCAGCAGGCUCUGGAACAGUUCGAGGGCGCGGCACACAGCACCCCCGUGAGGAAGGAGGUCACUGACAAGGAACGGGAGUUCGCUGCUGGGGCUGCAAAACAGCUCGAAUAUCAGCAAUUGGAAGACGAUAAACUUUCUCAGAAAUCAUCUAGCAGUAAACUAUCUCGCUCUCCAUUAAAGAUUGUCAAAAAGCCUAAAAGCAUGCAGUGCAAAGUGAUACUUCUGGAUGGAUCAGAAUAUAUCUGUGACGUGGAGAAACGCUCCAGAGGCCAAGUGCUCUUUGAUAAAGUAUGUGAACAUCUGAACUUGCUAGAAAAGGACUAUUUUGGGCUUACGUAUCGAGAUGCCGAAAACCAGAAGAAUUGGCUGGACCCUGCUAAGGAAAUAAAAAAACAGAUUCGAAGUGGUGCUUGGCACUUUUCAUUUAAUGUGAAAUUUUACCCACCAGACCCCGCCCAGCUCUCUGAAGACAUCACCAGGUACUACCUCUGCCUACAGUUGCGAGAUGACAUCGUGUCCGGAAGGCUGCCCUGCUCCUUUGUCACCCUGGCCCUGUUGGGCUCCUACACUGUCCAGUCAGAACUUGGAGACUAUGACCCAGAUGAAUGCGGGAAUGAUUACAUUAGUGAGUUCCGCUUCGCCCCAAACCACACGAAAGAACUGGAAGACAAAGUGAUAGAGCUGCACAAGAGCCACAGAGGAAUGACGCCAGCAGAAGCAGAGAUGCAUUUCUUGGAAAAUGCCAAAAAGCUGUCCAUGUAUGGGGUUGAUUUACAUCAUGCCAAGGAUUCUGAAGGAGUAGAAAUUAUGCUAGGAGUUUGUGCUAGUGGUCUGUUGAUAUAUCGUGACCGACUGAGAAUAAACAGAUUUGCCUGGCCUAAGGUUCUAAAAAUUUCAUACAAACGGAACAACUUUUACAUUAAGAUCCGGCCAGGAGAGUUUGAACAAUUUGAAAGCACCAUCGGGUUCAAGCUGCCAAACCAUCGAGCUGCCAAACGUUUAUGGAAAGUAUGUGUUGAACAUCACACAUUUUUCAGACUGUUGUUACCAGAAGCACCUCCAAAGAAAUUCCUUACCUUGGGCUCCAAGUUUCGUUACAGUGGCAGGACGCAAGCCCAAACGAGAAGAGCCAGCGCGUUGAUAGAUCGUCCUGCCCCUUACUUCGAACGCUCAUCCAGCAAACGCUACACCAUGUCUCGCAGCUUGGAUGGAGCGUCAGUGAAUGAAAACCAUGAAAUAUACAUGAAGGAUUCUGUGUCUGCUGCAGAGGUUGGUACUGGCCAGUACGCCACAACAAAGGGCAUCUCUCAGACCAACUUGAUCACCACUGUGACUCCGGAGAAAAAGGCCGAGGAGGAACGGGACGAGGAAGAGGAGAGACGGAAGAAGGCAGAGGAAGCCACGCCGGUGGCCGCAGUACGGCACGAGGGAAAGUCACCUGGGCUUGGCACUGACUCAUGCCUUCCGUCCCCCCCAUCAGCCCAUCGUCCCCCUGCACCCCCCCCAGAGCUCCGUAGGAGGUGUAAGGAGAAUGACCGCCAACCCCCGGGUGUCGAGCCGGCCCAAGGCGCCGUGCCCGUGCGCGGAGAGCCCGCCCUGGACUCUGACCACAAAGGGAGGCCGUCCUUAGGGGACCAAGAUGUGGCUUUUAGCUACAAACAGCAAACCGGCAAAGGGACCACCCUGUUUUCCUUCUCCUUGCAGCUCCCAGAGUCGUUCCCUUCUCUUCUAGAUGACGAUGGGUACCUCUCUUUCCCCAACCUGUCGGAAACCAACCUCCUCCCCCAGAGCCUGCAGCAUUACCUCCCGAUUCGCUCGCCCUCCCUUGUGCCCUGUUUCCUCUUCAUCUUUUUCUUUCUGCUCUCCGCCUCCUUCUCAGUGCCAUAUGCCCUCACUCUCUCCUUCCCUCUGGCUAUGUGCCUCUGCUACCUGGAGCCCAAGGCGGCCUCCUUGAGUGCCUCACUAGACAAUGACCCGAGUGACAGUUCAGAGGAAGAGACCGACAGUGAGCGCACGGACACCGCGGCCGAUGGGGAAACCACCGCCACUGAGUCGGACCAGGAGGAAGAUGCAGAGCUCAAGGCACAGGAGCUAGAUAAAACUCAAGAUGACCUGAUGAAACAUCAAACCAAUAUUAGUGAGCUGAAAAGAACCUUUUUAGAAACCUCCACAGACACUGCCAUCACAAACGAAUGGGAGAAGAGGCUCUCCACCUCCCCAGUGAGACUAGCCGCCAGGCAGGAGGACGCGCCCAUGAUCGAACCGCUUGUACCCGAAGAGACUAAACAGUCUUCUGCCGAAAAGCUCAUGGAUGGCUCUGAAAUCUUCAGUUUAUUAGACUCUGCGAGAAAACCAACGGAAUUCAUAGGAGGGGUUACUUCUACUUCUCAAAGCUGGGUUCAGAAAACGGAAACCAAGACGGGGCCCAGCAAAACAGAGCCGGAAACAAGCCAGCACCCCCAGUCACUUAGCGCCGAGAAGGUUGUGCAGGAAACCGUGUUGGUGGAGGAAAGACAUGUCAUGAAUGUGCAUGCGAGUGGGGAUGCUUCUUACGCAGCUGGAGAGGAUGUGGAUGCUGCGGCACAGGCAGCAUCUGCUGAUGCUUCUGGCUUGAAAGGGAAGGAGGGCUCUGCCCUGACAGAGGGGGCUAAAGAGGAAAAGGGGGAGGUGGCUGGCAAAGCUGUCCUCGAACAGGAAGGAACGGCCACUGCUUCCCAUGAGUCAGAGGAGGAGCAGAGUGCAGCAACCCACGUUUCUGAAACUUGGGAACAAAAACCUCAUUUCGAGUCAUCGACUGUGAAGACAGAAACCAUCAGCUUUGGCAGCGUUUCACCAGGAGGAGUAAAGCUAGAAAUUUCUACCAAGGAAGUGCCGGUAGUUCACACAGAAACGAAAACCAUAACAUACGAAUCCUCACAGGUCGAUCCGGGUGCCGAUUUGGAGCCGGGUGUGCUGAUGAGCGCACAGACGAUCACAUCUGAAACCACCAGUACCACAACCACCACCCACAUCACCAAAACUGUGAAAGGAGGCAUUUCAGAGACGAGGAUUGAGAAGCGCAUCGUCAUCACAGGAGAUGCGGACAUUGACCACGAUCAGGCUCUGGCUCAGGCAAUUAAAGAGGCCAAAGAGCAGCACCCUGACAUGUCAGUGACCAAAGUAGUGGUCCAUAAAGAGACCGAGAUCACACCGGAAGACGGAGAGGAUUGACCCCAGGAAUAACUUAGCCUGCACAUGAAUCCAGUCAUGCAAACCAUUAGGAAAACCAGAGCCUAUAUGGAGUCCCCUCUUCUAACCCAACUGACUUGUAUCUGCCCAUGGAAAAUUUCAAUCCGGAAGAACUGACCUUGACCGUUAACAAAGACACUGGCAGAGAGAUCUUCCCAUAAUAAAGCAAUCCGAAUCAGCAUCACGAAACUGAUAUUGCAUGAAGCAACGAUAAAAUUACAAAAAGAGUAGCAUUUUUAAUUUCCACCAAGUGUCUAAGUUUUCAGCUAUACCUGCACGUUCAUAACCAACAAUAUAAACCGUGAUCUCAUGUAACACAUAAACAAUCCAUGCCUUUCAUAGUUUAUCCAAGUCUAAACAAAACUGCAGUUUCUUAGGUGACAGAUCUUUUGUUUACAGACAGACGAAGAUGACCCUAAAAUGCUAGAAGCUGUCUAGGUCCAAUGUGUCAGGUUUAUCCCAGAUUAGAUGUGCCAAUAACCGAGUUUAUUCAGUAAACAACUUGGAUCUUGUACUUGUUUCACCUGGUUUUAUUACUCCGCCCGUAAACAGCAACGACUCCCGAUCGUCUGGAAAUAUUUAAUGCUUACAAUCCUGCUUUGUGUAUCUGACUUAAUCCGUUACCAGGUAGUACUGAUUUUAGCAUAUUAAUGUGAAAUUUCUUCCUCGUUCGCUUUGGUCUGCGUCCAAUCCGGAAAGCUUCCAAGAGUCCCCUGACAAGUCCUAAAUAUAUGUGAAUUGUCAUUAUUUGGGGAAGAAAAUCUGUAUUUUUGUUAGUUUACAAUAUUAUGAAAUUUCACCCCAGAAAAACCUGUUGGGCUUCUGAUGCUUCGUUUUCUUUCUUCGUUCCUUCUUCCUUGUGUUUUUUUAAGUUGAUUUUUUUUUCUUUUACUUGAAAAAAAGCGUUUUAUUUCCAAAUCUGGUCCAUAUUUACAAUCUAGUUCAGAGCCAAGCCUUAAAUUGUACAGAAUUUCCACUGUAAUUAAAGUAUUUAGUGUUUAGUUAUAAAUAGCCUUCAAAAAGAUAUAUUCUCCAUUACACUGUCAACUGCAUCACACAGCCCAUGGUGAAUGUAUGUUUCUGCAUAGCAAAAUAAAAAUGGUAAAUGCAUUUAAAGCUCUAA